Molecule: messenger RNA, 837 nt
Organism: Hibiscus syriacus
Lineage: Eukaryota; Viridiplantae; Streptophyta; Magnoliopsida; Malvales; Malvaceae
Product: rho GDP-dissociation inhibitor 1-like
Exons: 5
Coding region: 1-699 (232 amino acids)
Biological process (GO): Rho protein signal transduction
Cellular component (GO): membrane; cytosol; cytoplasm
Molecular function (GO): Rho GDP-dissociation inhibitor activity; protein binding
Source: RefSeq, a predicted model, not a curated record
AUGGGUUUUAACGAGGAAGAGAGAGAUAUUAGGGAAGUUUCCGAGUCGAAAACGGCUUCGAAUGAAGGUAAUUACCUCGAAGAACAUCACCCUAAAAUCUAUACAAUUGCAACCGAGAUUUCUCUUUGUCUAACUGAAGUUGAUGAUGAUGGUGAAGGGAGGAAGCUCGAGUUAGGCCCUCGGCGCACCCUUAAAGAACAACUCGAAAAGGAUAAGGAAGAUGAGAGCUUGAUGAGGUGGAAAGAACAACUUCUUAGCACUCUGGAUUUCAUGUCCAUUGGAGAAAAUCUGGAACCUGAGGUUAAGAUCCUGAGCCUUGCGAUCAAAUCGCCCGGUCAACCGCAUAUACUACUAUCGAUACCGGAGAAGGAAAGCCCCAAAGGUUCAUGGUUCACCUUAAAAGAAGGUAACAAGUACAGCCUGCAAUUCACAUUCCUAGUGAGCAACAAUCUCGUAUCCGGUCUCAAGUACACUAACACCGUAUGGAAAACCGGUGUUAAAGUCGAUAGCUCGAAAGAGAUGAUGGGUACCUUCAGCCCCAAGGCAGAGCCUUACACACAUGACAUAUGUGAAGAAACAACUCCCAGUGGCAUGUUUGCCAGAGGAAACUACUCUGCCAGGAGUAAGUUCACCGAUGAUGACAACAAGUGCUACUUGGAGAUCAACUACAGUUUCGACAUACGUAAAGAAUGGCAGUGAGUACGAGUUGCAGUUAGAAAUUGACUCAGUAGGAAUGAAGCAUGUCUCGACCUUCGUUCUGAGUUGACUCACUACAGUGCUAAUGUUUGUAUUAUGUUGGUUAAAGCUUUAUAUAACUGUAAUUGGAGUUGAACCAGA